AUGGACAAGGUCGACUGCUAUGUCGUGCCGCAGACCACGGGCACCAGCCGGAACAUCUUCCAGGGCGGCAGCCCGCUGUCGUCGUCGCUGCCCCUCCUCGGCGUACAGCUCGUCCUCAUCGUCUCCGUCACCCGCGUCCUUUACUUCGUCUUCAAGCCGCUCAAGCAGCCCCGCGUCGUGUCCGAGAUCAUGGGCGGCAUUAUACUUGGCCCGUCGCUGCUGUGUCGCUACGAGGGGUUCAAGCAGCUGGUGUUCCCGGCGAGGGGGGAGCCGGUGCUGAACACGGUGGCGACGUUCGGCCUCAUGUACGUCAUCUUUCUGAUCGGCGUGCGGAUGGACCCGAUGCAAGCCGUCCGGUCCGGCAAGAAGGGCGUCACGAUCGGCCUCUCCGGCUUCCUCCUCGCGCUAGCCCUGACGGCGGCGGGAUGUUCCGGCGACGCUCUGUCCGAGGAGGAGGACAUGUCGAUGCGGUUCACGUUCCUGUUCGCGCUCACGGCCACGCUCUCGGUCACGUCCUUCGCGGUGCUCUCGCCGAUCCUGUCUGAGCUCAGCCUUCUCAACUCGGACCUCGGCCGCAUCGCCAUGUCGGCGUCCAUGACCACGGACGGCAUCGCAUGGCUCAUCAUGGUGGGAUACGUGCUCGCCGAGGCGUACCUCGUGUCCCCCGCCACGUCGCUCUGGGCGUUCAUCUCGGUGGCGGCGCUCGUCGCCUUCAUACUGCUGGUCGUGCGCCCGAUCGCGCUCCUGGUGAUCGAGCGCACGCCGGCGGGCAGCCCGGUGGACGAGGCGUACGUCUUCUUCUUCCUCCUCAUCGUGCUCCUGGUGGGGCUCUACAGCGACAUCAUCGGCACCAACUCGUUCCACGGCGCGCUCAUGUUGGGGCUGGCGAUCCCCGACGGGCCGCCGCUGGGCACGGCGCUCGGCGAGAAGAUCGAGGCAAUGGUGACCGGGCUGAUCCUGCCGCUCUACUACACCAUGACCGGGCUCAGCACCGACAUGUGGGAGGUACACUGGGGGAGGCUGCAGUUGGUCCUGCUCCUUGGGUGGUUCGGGAAGUUCGCCGGCGUCCUGGCGUCGUCGCUGUUGCUUGAGAUCCCGGCGCUGGACGCCGUGUCGCUCAGCCUCUUCAUGAACUCCAAGGGCAUCGUCGAGGUCAUCACCUUCAGCUUCUUCCUCACCAACAAGCUGAUCGACAAGCACAUGUUCAGCGCGCUGGUGUUUUCGUCGGUGGCGCUCACGGCGGUGUCGGUGCCGGUGGCGAGCUUGCUGUACGACCCGGCGCGGCGCUACGCUGUGUACAAGCGGCGCACGGUGCAGCACCUCAAGGCGGACGCCGACCUGCGGAUCCUGGCGUGCAUCCACGACGAGUCCCACGUCCAGGGCACGCUCUCGCUGCUCGAGGCGUCGUACGCCACGCCGAACACGCCCGUCGCCCUCUGCCUCCUCCAGCUCGUCGAGAUUGCCGGCCGCUCCGCGCCGGUGUUCAUACCCCACAAGCUCCGCCGGAGCGCCUCGUCCAGGAUCGGCCCGACGUCGUCGGCCAACGCGCAGUCCACCGACUCGGACCGCAUCAUCAACGCCUUCCUCCAGUACGAGCAGCGGCAUCCGGAGGGCGCCGUGUCCAUGCAAUCCUUCACCACCAUCUCUCCCUACUCCUCCAUGCACGACGAGGUGUGCCGCCUGGCCGUAGACAAGCGCACGUCGCUCAUCCUCCUCCACUACCACAAGCGCCACAUGCUCGCCGGAGGCAUGCGCGCCGCCAUGGGGCUCCGCGUGGUGAACCGCAAGGUGCUGGAGGUCGCGCCGUGCUCCGUCGGGGUCUUCGUCGACCGCAACGCCGGGAGCGUGCAGGAGGAGCUGGUGGGCGACAUGGAGAAGAUCGUGGAGGUGCUGAGGGGGCUGGACAAGGCCGGCUACGACCUGGUGAUCGUGGGCAUGCGGCACAGGUGGUACCCGGUGAUGUCGGCCAACGGGCUGUCGGACUGGAGCGAGUGCCCCGAACUGGGCGUCAUCGGCGACCUGCUCGCGUCGUCCGACUUCGACACGCCCUACUCGGUGCUCAUCAUGAAGCAGCAGGACCAGGGCGGGCUGAACGCAGCCGUGCCCGGCGCCCAGGACGUGUGGCACGGCGACGAUGGUGCCGGGGCGCCCGCGCCGGAGCGAACAAUGACGACUGCCGUGUCUAGCAGGUACCGGCAGUAGGCUGGAGCGAACAAUGGCGACCGCCGUGUCUAGCAGGUACCGGCAGUAGGCCGGCGCGGGGAAGAGCAGCACUGACGUGAUGUUGACCUUUGCAUCGUAGAUGUUGACAUGUCUAGUUCCUAGUUGGACCUGAUUCAAAUAGACAUUUUUCAGUUCA
This is a messenger RNA of Hordeum vulgare subsp. vulgare (domesticated barley), 2359 nucleotides long. Its product is annotated as cation/H(+) antiporter 15-like. The transcript is spliced from 4 exons. Gene Ontology annotation, cellular component: membrane; endomembrane system. The record is from RefSeq and is a predicted model, not a curated record. Gene Ontology annotation, biological process: regulation of pH; proton transmembrane transport. NCBI's taxonomy places the organism in Eukaryota, Viridiplantae, Streptophyta, Magnoliopsida, Poales, Poaceae. Gene Ontology annotation, molecular function: antiporter activity. The coding region runs from base 1 to 2202 and encodes 733 amino acids.